AUGACUAAAAACGUAAUUGGUUCAAUAACAAAGAAUUUAGAAACAGUAUUUGGAACUUUAGCAAAAAGAAAGAGUAAAGGUGAAAAUUUAUUAGAUGUUUGUUUUUCAUUACCAAGUAGAGGUGUUGGAAAUAAAUUUGCUAAAAUGGGUUGGACUGAAAAAGAUACAUAUUGGACCGUAACAAAAACAAAAUUUAAUAGUAUUACUUGUACAAAUUCAUCAUUAAAAGGUCAAGCAUAUGGUAUUUUAACAUGGGGUGGUAAAACAGAUACAAAAGAAAGAAAAAUUGAUGAUGCUUUUUCAAAAGAUUGGACAAUUUACCCAGCUAUUAAAUUUCCAGCUGCAGCUGAACCAGUUGUUGAAACUGUUAUAACUGAAGAAAAUCCUCAAACUGAAGAACAACAACAACAAAACUAA
Dictyostelium discoideum AX4 is the source of this 417-nucleotide messenger RNA. RefSeq lists its product as hypothetical. Gene Ontology annotation, molecular function: structural constituent of ribosome. The transcript has 2 exons. The record is from RefSeq and is a predicted model, not a curated record. Gene Ontology annotation, cellular component: mitochondrion. Lineage: Eukaryota; Evosea; Eumycetozoa; Dictyosteliales; Dictyosteliaceae. Bases 1 to 417 code for a protein of 138 amino acids.